Nezara viridula (southern green stink bug) is the source of this 2288-nucleotide messenger RNA. The record is from the annotation of a GenBank genome assembly. NCBI's taxonomy places the organism in Eukaryota, Metazoa, Arthropoda, Insecta, Hemiptera, Pentatomidae.
AUGAGAGAUUGUGUGGCCAUCCUCUUCCUGAAUAUUCACAAGAGGUCUGCCUCCCCAACCCUUCUCUUGUAUACAUUUUCACGAGUCUAUAAAGUCGGGCUUACACGAUCGGUUUUUCCGUCCGUUUUGAACCGACGUUUCGAACCGUCGGGCCAAACCGAUGGAAAACCCGAUCGUCUGAGGGUGAGAACCGUCGGUUUGGACGGCGGACCUAUUUGGACUUACGGAAUUGAGCUUUGGGGCUCCACUAAACCAUCGAAUUCCUCUCGUAUCCAAUCCUUACAAUCCAAAAUCCUUCGUAAAAUCCUUAACACGAGCGACCGACUGGGGCCAACUUAUGAACACGACCUCGGACUCAAUAGGAAUCAAAAUUAAUGUAAUGGGAGACACAGAAGAGUAUGGCAUAUUGUCAGCAUAGCUCCAGCGACUGUGAUAGAACCUGUAUUAUCUGUAUAAACUAUAUAUGUAUAUUUAUCUAGAAGGAGAGUUUAUAAAAUUAUAAAUAAAUUUAAAAAAAAAAAAAAAAAAAAAAAAAACUUCGUUGCAAUACCACUAAGGUGGAAAUUCGAGAAAAACGCAGUCCGUCCAAGACAAGUGCAAUAUGUAAUAAUGGGCAUUAUAAGGGAAUGUUAGGAACCAUCUACGUGGAUUUGAUUUUAAGCGUUAUAUAGUGCCUUCGUGCGUGCCAUAUGCGUUUCAGUGCCGUGCAGUAUUAGUUCAAGCUGCUUAAGUUAUAUGACUUUAUUUUAGAAAAAAUGGAUUUGUCGGAACUUUAUAUUUCUUUUUAAAAAAUAGAUCAUCAUUACCCAUUAAAAAUCAACGCAAUAAUUCAAAAAUAAUCCUCAGCUUUUAAAACUUGAAAAAUCAAUUUCAAAUUAAUUAUAAGCUUCCAUUUACUUUGCAUGCAGCUAAGUUUACGAAUAAACUUGGUAAUUUAUUUCGAUCCAGUCUAUCUGUAUCAAUAAAUACAAAAAUAUAAAAUAUAUCUUCUAAAUAGACUUUUUAUGUUUCAGAUUUGUAGUCUUCAAAAUAUCUGUCUUUUUUUUUUAUUUUAAACAUUUUUAUUUAAUGAUUUAUGUCUUCAAGCACUGUAUGUCCGUCGGUCCGUUCUGUUAGAAUCUGUUCGUUAUUGAUCUGCUAUGGAUCCAGGAAAAUAUGUGCAUUAGUAUGAUAUUAAGUAUAAUAGGGACCUUCAAUGCCUAGAUUAAAAUAUUGUAUAUUAUAAAUUAAGAACUAUACUGUUAAAUUAUUAUUAUUAUUAUUAUUAUUACUAUGUUAAAAAUUGGGAUAUUUUAAAAAUGCAAAAUAAUUGUGUUAUUUAUUUUUAUAGAAUCUAUAUAUUUACUUGAUGUCCUAAACGUGGCCACUCCGUAUUAUUCAUCCAGUUGUCCUACAAUUAACUAAUAAAAUAUAUAAUCAUAGUUAAUAAAAUAUAAAAUUCUAAUUGAAGCGAUAUCCAGUUUUCGAGUUACCAAUAAAUUGUGGCCACUUUUUUUAUAGCAUCUCGAUUUAAUUUUUAUUCCGGAUCAUUUCAAUAUUUGCUACAAAUUAAUAUUUAUUAUCACCGGCUAUAAUAUGUUUAUAUUAUUUUGUUUCUUGUUACAUGAUAAUAAAAAGUAUUCUGAAAAGCUCAGUUUAAAUCUGAGGUGCAUCGGAACCCAGACAAAUUUGCCCACCGCAAAUUUAAUUUAAGCAACUAAUAUCGAUCUAAUAAUUAAUUAUACGAUUUAUAUAUAAAAUUAAUUUAAGAUAAUUUUAAUUGUAAACAGUAACAAAUUCGGUUCCUAUUCAGCUUAGUUUUGGGUUCCAGGCACCUGACAGACAGAUUUAUAUUAAAAUAUCACGCAUACCUUUGCUAUAUCAGGUUUGAUUACUGUACAUGUAAAAAACAAUUCAGAUGUAUAUUAAGUACCCAUUUUAUUUCUAAGUAUUUUAUUGUUAAAUAUUUAUUUUUAUUUAUUUAUAAAAUAAAUUUGACGUCCUCGAGAGGACAAAAAUAUUGUGUAUUAUGUAUGAAAUGCCAUAGUAGAACCUACGUGUACAUAGUUGUUUACUUUAUACGGUUUAGAACCACGAAUGUACAAAGUAGACCAAUUUAGCUGUUGGGGCAUUCUUAAGGGGCGCGAUGUCCCUGUAAAUAUUUAUAAAUAAGUUAUUAUGUGUGAAUAUUUUAGUAUGAGUUGUAAAUUGUAAAAGAGAAUUCUAUUGUAAACAUUUCUUUUUUAUAUGUAUAGUUAUAUAAAAGGCAACAAAUUAUCUUUGUUGAAUAAAAAUGCCUUAAGGAAUUA